UUUUCGCAUGACAUGUAAUACAUGUCCUUUGUACAUCCUUUGACAAGAACGUGCUGUGUGCAUUCUUGGUGUUUUGCGCUGGAGGUAGGUGCCAGGGAACGAGAAUUCGUCAUUUUUCAGUUAGUGCCAGGAAGAAUUUGUGAUUUUUUUUCUUAUUUGUCUGAUUUCAUUUAGUUCGUUAGAAUGAUUACGGUUUGCUUUUUUGUAGAAAUCACUGAAAUCAUGGUAGCGUUCAUUACUUUUGUCAAAACUGGCAGCAUUCGGCUUCCGUACCAUAGCCGGUAAACCAACCUCGUCCGCAGUGUAUGUAGAAUUGUUUUCCACGUUUUCGUAAAAACUUACAUGCCCUUACGUGCAGACACCGGCAAAGCCGUCAGGCAUUUUGGGGACGAGGUUAGUGCAAGUAAACGUGAAGAGCACGUUUUACGUGGUUUUACACACGUUUUAGUAGGACUAGUGAGUUUACGCGGCGAUACGGUCUACAAUCGAACGCGCUGUGGAUAUCGCCGCUUCCGAACUUCAAGAAACGUUUUCGAGCUACAGACUACAGUUUUUGAUUUUCGUUCCUGCAGCUUUCAUUGUAAAAGAGCUAGUAGACCACUUGUGAUGAACGUACACUCCUGGAAAAUGCUCGUGUACAUGCGUCAGGCCUCCGAAAAUGGUCGAACCAACAUGCAGAGUGCUGAGAAAGCUUGACCAUUGCGCAAGUGUCGGGCCAAUGAAAUCCUUUUCCUUAACGAUCUACCACAGAUGUGAAUUUGGACGAUUGACUGAUGAUGGUUGGAUUGACAGAUUACCGGCAGGAGCAGAUCCCCUCUGCAUGGACAAGUGAGCACUGCAUUACCCAGCCACUAUGGAAGCUGACGUGAAAUGGUGCCCUCAGUGUCAGCAAAGAGGAGAAGGGAAACGCAUGCGACUGCUUCAGAUCAGUGACAGUUUGGCAGCGUUACUUUGUGAGAAUGAAAAGUGUGUGCAUUUUGAAGAUGCCUCAUCUAUAUCAACAAUCAUUCUCCAGAGGAAGGCAUCAGAAAUUCCCAACACCAAAAAAAAGAAAAGCAAAUCUCUGCCUGGCAGCAGCUCGCCUCCAUCAAGCAUGGAUCCCAAACUAUCAAAAGGUGUUCAGUAUUCUAACACAGCUGAAGGCCUUCCAGUCAGCUUCGCAUCAUCAGAGCACCUAUCUGUAACCUUGUCAUCAACAAUGCAAUGGGUCAGGCUCUGGACGAAUAAGAAUGCCCUCUGUUGGUUGGAUGCGUGCCUGUGUGUUCUGGUAGCCUGUCGCAGCCUUCGCGCCUGCCUUGCUCAGCUUCCGGAGAAGUUGGCAGUGAGGAAGCUGUGUACAGCAUUCGUGGAAGCUCAGAGGAGGCAGACCUUGGAAGAGCAUGGUACCAGUCAAGACGCAAGAACUCAGUGUGCCAGGGACCUAUUGGAAACAAGUGUAGCACCUCUUGAAAUUAGCGGGGAAACUGGUCCCAACCCCAAUCAUAAUGUUGAGGAAAGCAGUCAUAACAACGUGAUUGCCUCCAAUGUUGCAGCGACGACACACUCCAAACAGGCUACUAUGCUUGAAUCAAACUGUUGGAGCAACAGACUUGACAAAGUGAGAGACGAGUUACUUUGUAGAUUGCAGCCAGUGAUGAAGUGCACUUUGGGUCAGGAGGAGUCACCCGUAGUGGCCUUGCCAGCGCUUCUUCGCCUUGAUGGCAGCAUCGAGGAGCAUUUCAUGUGCAGGUGUCGGUGGGAGUUCUACUGCAGUGCGUGCGGUCAUGCACAGAUCAUUCUGAAUAACAAGACGAUACCUACAUUCACCCGUGUGCCUGCUGACUUCAGUAUGGCAGACCCAGUGAUGCUGCUCGACUGUUACCACUGCGGCGUCCCAAACCAGGAGAGCCACCUUGUCUUUCACAGUCUGCCAGCGUCUGUGAUGAUGCAUUUCCGAGACGGUCUUCCUGAUGGCGACCUAUCAAAGCACCACAGUUUCUACUUCAGAGGAGAUGUUUACACUCUCAGGGCCAUGAUUCAGUAUCGUCGUAAUCCCAAUCAUUUCAUCACAGUCAUCCGAGAUCAAGAAACAAAUCAGUGGUUGGAGUACGAUGACCUGAUGCCCUCUCCCUUUGCUUGGCAGACUCAGCAACCUCACAUCCCGGCAAGAGAGAUUCACAUCUUGGUGUGGGAGCGAGUGGGAAAACCUUGCACGGCGUGCGUCGAAAUGCACCAGGACAUCACCAGCAUACGGGACAUGCCAGUCAAAACUGCCACGAGUGAAGUUCCAGUGAUGAGCGCUAAUGCUGUGCCUCAGCAGUGCAAGUCUAGCCACUGGAAUGGCAAUGGCAUGUGGAGAAAUCGGAAGCUUGCUUCCCUCUCUGUGUCCAGUGGAAAAAACAAGCAUGAACGCGAGGCAGUGAGGGAGGUAGGUAGGAACAGACUGGACAGUUGUCCUUCAAAUGUGGACCUGCAAACGGUUGUGAUAACUGACGUUGACUGCCCCACUGAGGUAAAGCAAGAACAGAUAGAUCUGACAAUGGAAACAAAGAGUCUUCCUACAGUUGGCCCACAGGCAGUGGCUGGUCAGGAGUCAAGAUCAGAGUCUAAAAACAGUUUGAAUCCCAGCGGUCUUUCCCAAGUAAGUUCCCAAAGAAGUCAGAAAUUGCCCUCUCACAAGCUGAAUGGUGGUGCAGGAAAACCACACAGCACCGAACAGAAUUGUGCUAUAGCUGUGAGGGAGACUGAACUCUUGCGGAAUAAAAAUGUCCAGGCACGAAAUAGCACCACCCCAGGGAAGCCAGUACUGCAGCCAGAUGCUCCUGAGCCAACCUUUCUGCGGCAGCUCGCCUCCCGGAGGAAGAGCAAACUUGAUAAAGAAAAAAACACAUCAGUGUCGGCAAUACUGGUAAAGAUACCUGAGCAGCUGCUAAAAUUCUCAGGGCAGGGCGUUGCAAGUACCCACCCUAAAUUGGGAAGUGCACUGUCCAGUCCUGAACGCGCUGCCUCAAACACAUCAGUCUUUAGUAAGAUUCCCAAGCAGUUGUCAGGAGGAGACGUGAUUACUUACCCACUGCCUUCUCCUAGCCAGGCUGAGCCAAAUGGACAAAUGGCGAGGCCAAUCUUGGUCAGCUGGUCACGCAGGCUCUCGGGGAAGCAGGUGAAAUUCCAGCCAUACGGCCAGAGUCCAGAAGACCAGAAAGCUGAGCAAGAGAACAAGGACUCACAUUCAACGCCCAAACACGGCGUCCGCGGCAACGCCAGCACUCUGAGGUCUUGGCAGAAGAGGGUUGGGAAGUACUCAUCAAGUGUCAAUGUCCCCAACAAGAGAGUGAGGCGGAACAGCACUGAGGACAGCACCAGUAAUUACCCAGAUCUGCCCCAGCAUUUCAUGCCUCCAUGCUCCUCUGUAUCAAGCCCUAGUGCCUGCUCAGAUAUCAGCUCUCUGUCAGAUAACCAAUCCUACACAAGUGGAAAGGAUGACCUGACCACCACCAUAGAUGAACUAUACAAGGCAUUGGACAUUGGCAGUGAAUACACCCCAUCUGUUAGUUCCAGGGUCUCAAGUCCAUCCCAGGAACUUUUGUUUUCAGAGCUGUUGGCAGACGAAACAGUGUCAACGGAACUUGAGAGCAAAUGUAAUGAUGACCAUUUUACUCCAGCAAACACUUCCAAAAUGCAGACACCCUCAACAGAUUGCAUCAACCAUGCUCUUUACACCGAGACACUGUCCUCUUCAUUUUUAGCAUCAUCAACUACACACACCCAGUUACAGCCCCUGGCCCACGAACACUGCCCUGGCGACGUUCUAACACCCUCUGUUUGCAGUUCUAAAACUGCUGUAGCAGUGACGAACACUUCAUCAUCCAUAAUGAGUGAAAAAGAACAGAGAGACGCUGUGCAUGAAACUACUCUGUCUCAAGAGCCUCUGGAAGGAAUGGUGCCCUCUGUUGGCAUCAAGUGUCCAGCUUCAGCACCAGUGGGAUCCACACCACCACCUGAAGCAGCCCAGUCUGCCCUGGCUGAUGCUGCAAUGUCGCCCUCUUGCACCCCCAUGCAACCAGCUCUACACCCUGUUGCUAUGCAACCACCAGACAUCGACAAGCUCAUGUUGGACUGUGCAGGCGCCCAUGUAACUUCGCCAAGCGAUCACGUGUCAGGAGCCUGUGAAUCGGGUUCAUUUUCCGACUUGACAUCAGGCCUAAUGACAGCCCCACUUUUGUCCUCCACCGUCACAAACUUUGAGGCAACCGAAGACUUUAAUGACCUGUUAAACCCACUGCUGUGCAAUGACGUUGAAGAAAGCCUGGACAUGUUGGGAUCUGAAUGGAAUGACAAUUUAAUUGAGUUACUCUCUAGGUGAUUUAUUGUUUAUUUGUACCCUAGAACAAUCGAUCAAAAACUGAAAAGAAGUUAACUCAGUCGUUUUACUGACAGUUGAUAAAGCCCUGCAAAUCUAAAAAUACAUCCCAUUUAUUUUUUCCGUCAGUAAAGGAAUGUUAAACUAUUAUUGAAUUUAAUCCAUUCAAACGAGUAACAUGAAAGUUAGACAUCAAUAAAAGCAUUCUUUUUCAUUCAAAAUUUUCUAAUCAACUUUUGAAAUUCUUUUGCUUUUCCAUUCUACAUCUGCGAAUGUGUUAAAGGAUUUCUGGAAUAAAAACAAGCUAUCCUGGUCUUUAACUAGUGUUGAACCAGGAAAGAUAAUUUGCAUUUAUAACGUUUGAAUUGAGAAGGAUUUGUGAAUGUGGAAUGCCAGAUCAGUUCAAUAUUAAAAAUUGAUGUUGUUUUUGAUCAAACAUUUGGUAGUACAUGUACCCACUAAAGCAGAAAUAAAAAGUUACAUUUUAAUAUAUUUUUGGCCUGAUAUUAUCAGGUAUAACCAUUCAGCUGCCUUUAGGUUUACUCAACACCUUGAAAUACGAUUUUAGAAUGCAAUUGUGUCACCAGAUAAUUGAAUUUUCCCCUUCUGUUAUUUGAUUUUCACCUUUUUGAAAAUGCAGUAACCCUUGAGAUAAUAUUUACAGCAUAUACAGGUAUGUGGUUAAUUCCAGAAAUUCGAGGUCCAUUUUUCUGUGUCUCUGUCACAUCUGACAUCUGAUUUUGUAAGUUCAGAACAUAUUUUCAAAUUUCCAUGAGUGAUGAAUUAAGGCAAAUUAAAUGCCAAACAAAAAAGUAAUAGUUUGAAAACAAUUCCGGUGAUAUUUCCAUGUCAAAUAACAAAGUUCAGAUGUAACAGGGGCUCAAAAAUAUCACACUUUUAGACCCGUAAUUUCUGGAAUUACCUAUGUGUUAAAAUGUCAUGGGCUGUUUUCCUCUAUCUGAAUGCAUGUCUGCAUGCACUAUAUUACAAGUGUGUGUUAAGGAAUGUGAAUUUAGAUGUCUACAAAGUAACAUUACCCGCUAAUUCUUUUGUGUAAAUUCCUAUGCCUUUGAUAAAGUAUCAUUACCCUAAAUAUUAAAAGCUAUAACUUGAAAAUACUGUAGAAUUUGAAACAAGCUAGUUUUUUUCUUUUUUGCUGAGUCUUUUCUGAGACUAGUAAUUUUGUGAACAACAUUGCUCGCCGGGUGGUUUCAAGGUGAAAAUCCAGUACUUGGAAAAGGCUCCGUACCAAAGGCACUAAGAAAUUAAAAAUGCAUUUUGAAAUCAA
Molecule: messenger RNA, 5627 nt
Organism: Acanthaster planci (crown-of-thorns starfish)
Lineage: Eukaryota; Metazoa; Echinodermata; Asteroidea; Valvatida; Acanthasteridae
Biological process (GO): protein desumoylation; Cajal body organization
Cellular component (GO): Cajal body
Molecular function (GO): SUMO binding
Source: RefSeq, a predicted model, not a curated record